This is a messenger RNA of Apaloderma vittatum (bar-tailed trogon), 1365 nucleotides long. It is a transcript of the gene ARHGAP1, whose product is annotated as Rho GTPase activating protein 1. Gene Ontology annotation, molecular function: GTPase activator activity. Gene Ontology annotation, biological process: negative regulation of endocytic recycling; small GTPase-mediated signal transduction. Gene Ontology annotation, cellular component: cytoplasm. Lineage: Eukaryota; Metazoa; Chordata; Aves; Trogoniformes; Trogonidae. The transcript has 12 exons. The record is from RefSeq and is a predicted model, not a curated record. The coding region runs from base 52 to 1365 and encodes 437 amino acids.
CUGCAGUCUUCGUUUUAGGUGCUGCAAAAUAAACUGAAUUAGUUGGGGACCAUGGCUACAGACCCACUCUCGGAGCUUCAGGAUGACCUGAACUUGGAUGAUACCAACCAGUCCCUCAGCCAGCUCAAACUGGCCUCCAUAGACGAUAAGAGCUGGCCAGCAGACGAAGACCCUGCUUUUCCCACAUCAGAAGACUCCAAGAGCUCCCCCGAGCCGGUCACUCACCUGCAGUGGGAUGAUCCCUACUACGACAUCGCCAGGCACCACAUUGUGGAAGUAGCAGGUGAUGACAAAUAUGGGAGGAAAGUCAUUUUGUUCAGUGCCUGCCGGAUGCCCCCAAGUCAUCAACUUGAUCACGUGAAACUGCUAGGGUACCUGAAAUUCACACUGGACCAGUAUGUGGAGAGUGAUUACACACUGGUGUACCUGCACCAUGGCCUGACCAGUGAGAACAAGCCAUCCCUGAGCUGGCUGCGGGAUGCCUACAGGGAGUUUGAUCGCAAGUACAAGAAGAACAUCAAAGCCUUGUAUAUUGUGCAUCCAACCAUGUUCAUCAAGACCCUGUUGAUUCUCUUCAAACCUCUGAUCAGCUUUAAGUUUGGACGAAAGAUUUUUUAUGUGAACUUCCUUAGUGAGCUGGAGGAGUAUGUGAAGCUGGAACAGCUGGGGAUCCCAAGUCAAGUGCUGAAAUACGAUGAAUACCUGAGAUCUCUGCAGAAACCUUCACAAGUGCCCCAGAAACCAACCCCUCCGCGCCCACCACUGCCAAACCAGCAGUUUGGAGUCUCGCUCCAGCAUCUCAGGGAGAAGAGCCCUGAUCAGUCUCCUGUUCCUCUGGUGGUCAGAGACACCAUCGCUCAUUUGCAGGAGCAUGCUCUUGCUACAGAGGGCAUUUUCAGGAGAUCAGCAAAUACACAGGUGGUCAGGGAGGUCCAGCAAAAAUACAACAUGGGUGUGCCUGUAGAUUUCCAGCAGUAUGAAGAUGUCCACCUCCCUGCUGUGAUUCUCAAGACCUUCUUGAGGGAGCUACCUGAGCCCCUCCUCACUUUUGGCCUCUAUAGCCAUGUUGUCAGCUUCCAGAGUGUGGAGGAGGUGAAUCGUGUGGAUGUUGUUCGCAAAACACUCCAGACUCUGCCAGAAGAAAACUACCAAGUGCUCCGUUUACUGACAGCCUUUCUGGUGCAGGUCUCUGCUCACAGUGACAGAAACAAGAUGACAAACACCAACCUGGCCGUUGUGUUCGGCCCAAAUCUGCUGUGGGCCAAGGAUGUAGCCAUCACCCUAAAAGCCAUCAACCCCAUCAACACCUUUACCAAGUUCCUGCUGGACCACCAGAAGGAGCUCUUUGAGGAUGUGGAGGCCUGA